CCCGCGCCGCGCCGCGCCGCGCCUCGCCGCGCCGGGGCUGCCGGCCGGCAUAAAGGCCGGGCCGGCGCCGGGGCCGGCGCCAUGUCGCGCUGCCCGCUGCUCCGCGCUGCCCUCGGCCGCCCCGGAGCUGUCGCGCCGCGCCGGCGGAGGUUGUGCCCCGCCGCCUUCUCUACCUCUCUCGGUCCUUCGGGCCGGCCGGCGGGCGGAGGUACCCGCGGCGGUACCUGAAGAGAGAGCCUCAAGAUGAACUUUAUUCUGAACACAUUCAGAUUCAUUGGACUUACUGUUUAUUACGUGCUGGAGUCGCUAGUGUUCUACAUUGUGCCUAAACGGAAGAAGAACGUUAGUGGUGAAAUAGUACUGAUAACAGGAGCGGGAAGUGGCAUUGGAAGACUGUUGUCUUUAAAGUUUGCCAGGCUUGGAGCCACACUGGUUCUCUGGGACAUUAAUGAAGAGGGGCUCAAGGAGACGAGUAGACUGGCCCGAGAAAACGGAGGAGCGAGAGUGCACAGUUACAUCUGUGACUGUAGCAAAAAGCAGGACAUCUACAGAGUAGCUGAUGAGGUUAAAAAAGAAGUUGGUGAUGUUAGCAUCCUAGUCAACAAUGCUGGUGUUGUAACUGGGAAGAUGAUUCUUGAUUGUCCAGAUUCACUUAUAGAAAAAACCAUGGAAGUGAACACAAUGGCACACUUCUGGACUUACAAAGCCUUCCUUCCAGCAAUGCUGGCCUCUAACCACGGGCACUUGGUUAGUAUUGCAAGCAUCGCGGGACUGAUGGGAUUCAGUCGUUGUUCAGAUUACUCUGCGAGUAAAUUUGCAGCAGUUGGCUUUGCAGAGUCAAUUGAUUGUGAGAUGAGAGAUCUGCAAAAGACUGGUGUUAAAACAACAAUUGUGUGUCCUUGUCUCAUAAACACAGGGAUGUUUGAUGGCUGCAUAAGCCAGUGGCCACGUCUGUUACCUGCCCUGGAGCCAGAGUAUGUGGCUGAGGAGAUAAUCACUGCUAUUCGGCAGAACCAAGAAUUCUUGCUGUUACCACGCAUUUCUUAUAUGUUUGCUUUGAAAUAUAUCCUACCAGUGAAAGCAUUCACUGUCCUUAUGGACUAUCUUUCGGUCCACCGUGUCAUGACUAACUUCAAAGGUCGACCAAAGAAGGACUGAAAAUGCACAAAGACCAACAGCUCUAAAGUGGACCUUGUUAAAGGUGGUGAUGGGGAAAGUCUGGCUCUGUAGCAGCUGUGAACUUAAGAUGCCUUGCUUAUUAGUAACAGUUUUUAAAGGGAAUUCCUAAUUGGCUCUUAAUCAACAGCUUUCACUUGAACUUUUUUUAAUCUAGUUGAACUGUUGUCUUUCACCUCAUUAUGGAAAUACAUUACUUGAAAUUAGUUGCUUUGGUUAUGUCUGUUAUAAUGCCUUAAAUAUGAUCCUGCAUUACAAACUAACAACUGCAACUUUUGGGGGAGACGAGACCAAGAAGUCGUGUGUUUGGCAGGGAGUCAGGAAAGCCUCUAGAGGACUUGACUUGUUGCUGCCAUUUACUGAACCGUGAGGAGGGGCUGUACUGCUGGUGCCACUACCAUUCCCUGGUAAGCUGAGGAAUUCAAGAGUUCCCUGCAACAACAGAUUCUAAUUUAUAUAAAGAGAAGUUUUGUGAGCUUUAGAUGACUAUGGAUGUUGGGAUGGGGAGGGGGAAGGAUGACAAUUACAGAUUUAUGCACUAAUCUACCUUUUUCUAAUUUAUUUUAAAAGCUAAUACUGUGACUGCAACUUUGUAGUAGAAGACAGACUUCUAAGUGCGGUAUUUUAAGAACAAUUUUAAAUUUUCACGUCCUAAGCAGAAUAAGCUUUUCUACCUUGGAAACUGUGUUCAUUUACAAUACACUUCAGGAAAUGAAAGUUACUAAUUAAAAAAACAGAUACUGCCUAAAUGUGCUGUCCAUAUGCACUGUUCACAAAGACAGCCACUAAUAACUGUGGUGUAUCUGUGUCUUGCAGACUCCUCAUCUUUUUAUACUAACAGAACACAUUUUUCCUCCUAACCAUGAAAUACUAGGCGUGCAGGAUUCUGGAGCAAGGGAGAAGUGGUUUUAUAUGUAUAUGAACAGUAGGAAUCAAACUCCAGUUCUUGUGAGGGCAAGUAGCUUUUCAUUCUUAGUGUCUCUGCGAACAUGUUCUGCUGAGGGAAACCAAAAGCAAUGAGUCCGGCUGUGGGAUUUGUGGAUUCUCAGCAGGUUCAGGUUUGUCACACACAUCCGGAUCUUCCCGGAUAAUUUGUGCCAGAGAUGUACAUCUCCAUAGGGAUUUUCCUACUUUGCAUCAUUAUUGAGCUUGGGAGGGGCCUCUGCUCAGAGCAAGGUCAAUUAGAGCAGGUUGCUCAGUAUUGUGGCCCAUCAAGUUUUGAAUAUCUCUAAGGCUGGAGAUUCUGCAGCCUCUGGGCAACCUGUUCCAGUGUGGGUUCACAUGCAGUUUGAAAACAAACAGAUUAUGUUGAAAUUGAAUGUACUUUUUCCAGUUUGUGCCUGUUGCCCCUUGUCGUUUCAGGGGAUACCACUAAGGGUCUGGCUCUGUUUUACACCUUCCCAUCUCAAGUACUUAGACAUGUUGAGCCUGAGCCUUUUCUUCUCUAGACUGAGCAGUCCCAGUUCUCUCAACCUCUCCCCGUAUGACAGGUGGUCCAGUGGCCCUUCAUGGGACUCAUGCCACUGUGCUCUUAUCUUUUAGAGACAGAGUUCUGUAGUAGGUUGAUUGUGCACAAUCUGUCAUAUGGAGCUGCACUAGAAUAUUUCUGCUAGCUGGGUGUCCUGGUAGGAGUCCACAAAUGUUGCCUUCAUUGCAAGUGUGCUGCUACCACUUUGAAUAUUGUGGUCGCUGUCCAAUUACUUUGACUGGAGGAUAAUAGCCUAUCCGGCUGGUGGUUUUGAUCUCCCACGUUUCCUGAGGUGACAUGACAGAUAUGCAGAGUUGUAUCCUGGAGGUCAGGCAGCACAAAUUGUUUCCUUGUGUUCAGGAGGCGGUAUGGGGUGAGUAUUUGGAUCUUCACAUGACAUGGGAACUUCUUGAGGUAAAAGAUGGCUUACUUCCAGCAUAACUGUGAUCUUGAUUGCUUGCUUUCCUGAUGUGAAGAAGGACUCUUCCUGCUCUCUGCAAGACAAAUCCUCACAGAAGGAUUGCUGUGGUCCCAAGUUUGACUGGGAUGGCUGCAGUGACUUGACAAUCACCGAUACGGUGAUUUGAAGACAGUCCAGAACAUGGUAUUUUGUUGCCUGUUGUGUUUCUUUUCUCUGUGUGUUCACAUUCCUGUGGUAGCAAAAAUAUUACUAUCCACUAAUGCUUCAAAGUGCAGAGAAUAUUAUUUUUAUAACUUGAGCCUCUGAACAAGAUGGAAGAGGAAAACAGCGACAAAAAGAAGUAGCAGCUAAGAUACAGGCUCUGUUAUUUUGUGAAUUUGGAAAUUGUACCCAACAGCAACAUGUAGCUGCUUAGAAGCUGGUCUUCAUGGUGGUCUGAUCUUAUUUCAGGCAGGAACCCAGCAGAUACCUCUCUUCUGGUAACUUUCCUAGGGGCAGUUGGUCUCCUGAAGACACCUCUGUGGACUGUAUGCUUUGCUAAGCAGCUGUCCAAAAAAACCCAUAGGCUUUGUAAAAUAAACCUUUUAACAAAAUAACUUA
Phalacrocorax carbo (great cormorant) is the source of this 3665-nucleotide messenger RNA. The record is from RefSeq and is a predicted model, not a curated record. Lineage: Eukaryota; Metazoa; Chordata; Aves; Suliformes; Phalacrocoracidae.